GCGGACGAGCCUGGUCGCCUGGGAAACCGCGUGACAACAAGAUGGCGGUGCCGCGGGCCGGCUCCUCGGCCCUGCCCGGGAGUUCCUGACAACUAAGAUCUAGAAGAACUAUGAGCUCACCUUUGUCCUCCCUUGGCAAAACCAGGAAGGUGCCCCUGCUGUCGGAACCUGUGAACUCAGGAAGGCGAGGGAUAAAACUCUACGGAAACGAAGAGGCAGUGAACGUGCUGAAUGAUGGACAAGGCUCAGAAGAAUCGUUCUCUGUCCCUUCCUGCUAUGGCGGCAUAGGAGCUCCUGUGGGUAGGCAAGCCGCUGGGUCCCACAAUGGGGAGCUGCUGAGCACCAUGGCAAGGAAGGUGCAGGAUCUGGAGGAGCAGGUGAAGGACCAGAACAACCAGAUGCUGUCCAAGGAUGAGAAGAUACAGUCCCUCGAGGAACUGGUGGCGACCCUGCAGGAGCAGAAGGGCAAGAUGUCCCUGCAGCGGCAGGAGGAGCUGGAGAGCCUGUGCGAGCAUCUGCGGCGGCAGGUCGGGGAGAUGGAGCGGUUCCUCGGUGACUAUGGUCUGCAGUGGGUGGGCGAGCCCAGGGACCGUGAGGACUCGGAGGACAUGACAAGCUCAGAGGAUGACACGGACUGGAUGACAGCCAAGAAGUUCUGGAAGCCAGCAGCGGAUUCAUUGGUGCCCCCUGAAGUGGACUUUGAUAGGCUGCUGGCCAGCCUGAAGGACCUCAGUGAGCUGGUGGUAGGCAGUGACACCCAGCUGACACCAAUGCCCGGUGGAGCACGGCUCCACGAUCUUGAGCCCAUCCCAGUGAAGCUGUACCGGAACGGCAUGAUGAUAUUUGAUGGGCCCUUCCGAUCGUUCCAUGAUCCCUCCACACAGAGAUGCCUCCGAGACAUACUGGACGGCUUCUUCCCUGCAGAGCUCCAGCGCCUGUUCCCUGAUGGGGUCCCCUUUAAGGUGAGUGACCUGCGCAAUCAGGUUUACCCAGAGCAUGGGCUGGACCCAUUCCCAGGUGAGGGCCGAGUGACAGGCAUGCAGAGGAUUCGAAAGCCCUCAGUCAUGAUGGAGCACCCAGGUUCCAGGAUGACUCUUGAGAAGUUUCUGAACAAGCUCCCCAAAUUUGUGAUCCGUCAAGGCGAGGUGAUUGACAUCCGGGGCCCCAUCCGGGAUGCCCUGCAGAACUGUUGCCCAUGGCCUCUCCCGGUCCAGGAGAUCAUGGUGGAGACGCCUGCCUUGGCUGCUGAGCGUAAGAGGAUCCAAGAGUCUCCUGAGUCGCCUGAGCACCCGCUCUCCAUGCUGCGCAUCAAGUCUGAGAACGGUGAGCAGGCCUUUCUGCUAAUGAUGUGGCCUGAGGACACUGUUGGUGAUGUGAGAGCCCUGCUCGCGCAGGCCAGGGGCAUGGACCCAAAUGCCUUCGAGAUCUUCAGUGCGUUCCCGCCCACAGUCUACCGCGAGGACGAGCUCACGCUGCAGGCCGCCGGACUGGUGCCCAAUGCAGCUCUGCUACUGCGGGCGAGCCGGGCCCUGCCGCCCGCCACUGGACCCCAACCAAGCCCCCAACCCAAAUAAAGCGCCCGCCCCCAUACCAGCUGCUUCCUGAGGCUCCUCUGUGGGACAGCCCCACUGGGCACCAGGGGAGGCUGGGGCCCAGCUGGGUCGGGGAGGGGGCGGCGCCGACCGGCCCUCUCAGUAACUUGAGCCCCAGCUGGCAGGCCUGGCUGCUGGGUCUUUGUCCUCUAGGUUCCUCUUUCUCCAUAGAAGGGUUAAGCGGAUCCAGCGAAGGGAAGGCGGGCCCCAGCACAGGCUCAGCUGGGGCAGCCAGCAGAUCCCUGUACACAGAUAUGCACAGAACCACAAGCGGGUGGGGACACUUCAAUACUAUGCACAAAGGCACGGCUCCCAAACUGGCAGAACUACAGCUGUGUACCCAUUCCCAUGACACACCCACACUGAGCCAACCUGCUGGAACACAGGCAGGCAGCCACAUGGCCCAGCCACAUUACUGACAGACAUGCAAAUGUGCACCACACACCAGGGCACAGGUGUGUCAUGGACCAUCACAUGCAUAGGAACUGGAAGGGGACCCACCCACAGUUUCCAGAAACCAUUGGUCCACACAGGUAUGUGUGUGCUGGACACAUAUCCAAACACAUGCACUAUCACACACAAGUGCCACACGGGGGUACAGCUCAACCAACCUGCCCUGCCC
Molecule: messenger RNA, 2214 nt
Organism: Myotis brandtii (Brandt's bat)
Lineage: Eukaryota; Metazoa; Chordata; Mammalia; Chiroptera; Vespertilionidae
Gene: UBXN11
Product: UBX domain protein 11
Exons: 15
Coding region: 111-1574 (487 amino acids)
Biological process (GO): proteasome-mediated ubiquitin-dependent protein catabolic process
Molecular function (GO): ubiquitin binding
Source: RefSeq, a predicted model, not a curated record